AUGCCAAAUUUCACAGAUGUGACAGAAUUUAUCCUUCUAGGGUUGACCAGUCACCAGGAUCUUCAAGUUCUCUUUUUUGGGGUGUUCCUAGUAGUUUACAUAAUAACUCUAUUAGGGAAUAUUGGCAUGAUCAUAUUGAUUAGUGUCACCCCCCAGCUUCAGAGCCCCAUGUACUUUUUCUUGAGUCACUUGUCUUUCGUGGAUGUGUGGUUCUCUUCCAAUGUCACCCCCAAAAUGCUGGAAAACUUAUUAUCAGAGACGAAAACCAUUUCCUAUGUGGGGUGCUUGGUGCAGUGUUACUUUUUCAUUGCCCUUGUCCAUGUGGAAGUCUAUAUCUUGGCAGUGAUGGCCUUUGAUCGCUACAUGGCCAUCUGCAACCCUUUGCUUUAUGGCAGUAAAAUGUCCAGGACUGUCUGUGUUCGCCUCAUUUCUGUGCCUUAUGUCUAUGGAUUCUCUGUCAGUCUAAUUUGCACACUAUGGACCUACGGCUUGUACUUCUGUGGAAACUUUAAAAUCAACCACUUUUAUUGUGCAGACCCUCCUCUCAUCAAGAUUGCCUGUGGCGGGGUCUACAUCAAAGAAUACACGAUGAUUGUGAUUGCUGGAAUUAACUUCACGUAUUCCCUCUCAGUGGUCCUCAUCUCCUAUACCUUCAUUGUAGUAGCUGUGCUACGCAUGCGCUCUGCUGACGGGAGGAAGAAGGCCUUCUCCACAUGCGGGUCCCACUUGACAGCUGUUACCAUGUUUUAUGGGACUCUCAUAUUCAUGUAUCUCAGGCGGCCCACUGAAGAGUCUGUGGAGCAUGGGAAAAUGGUGGCUGUGUUUUAUACCACUGUGAUCCCCAUGCUAAACCCCAUGAUCUACAGCUUGAGGAACAAGGAUGUGAAAGAGGCAGUCAAUAAAGCAAUCAUCAAGGCCAACUUGGGUCAGUGA
Messenger RNA from Pipistrellus nathusii (Nathusius's pipistrelle), 933 nucleotides. NCBI's taxonomy places the organism in Eukaryota, Metazoa, Chordata, Mammalia, Chiroptera, Vespertilionidae. The record is from the annotation of a GenBank genome assembly.